AUGGCUGCUGCGCUGCCUGCCGCCGCGCCCCCGCCCGCGCUCUCUAAGAACGCCAAGCGUCGCGCUAAAAAGAAGCAGCAGCGCGAGCAGGACAGGGAGGAUGUUUCUGCCCCUGCUUCCUCAGCCCUGCCCGCUAACGCGUCAGUGGCCCACAGCGACGACGUGGAGCAUGUCCCCUCGUACAUCGAGCCUGCCCCAGAGCCUGUCGCUGCGCCGCUCCCUGAGCUGGACCCUGCGAUGGCCGCAAACUUUUCCGCCGUUCUGGAACGUUUCCAGCCCCAGCACGAAGAGUCUUCAACACGAAAGGGGGAGGUGCUUUAUGCAGACGACAUGUACUCGGACGACGAGGAGGCGCGGUUGCCGAAGUCAACCAUGUCGCGGCGUAAGCUUCGUGAAAUUCAGCGCAUGUCUGUCGCCGAACUCAAAAAGCUCGUUCGCCGUCCAGAGGUAGUCGAGUGGGCGGACGUGGCGUCGCCCGACCCGCGCCUGCUCAUCCACCUGAAAAGCUACCGCAACACGGUGCCGGUACCCACACACUGGACGCAGAAGCGGGAGUAUCUUGCCCACCGCCGCGGCAUGGAGAAGCCACCCUACGAGCUUCCGUCCUACAUUGCCGAGACGGGUAUUGCGACGCUGCGCAGCGCUGUGCAGAAUGCCGACGCAAAUAAAACACUCAAAGCCAAGACCCGCGAGCGUGUGCAGCCCAAGCUGGGCCGCAUGGAUAUUGACUACCAGCGAUUGCAUGACGCAUUCUUCCGUUUCCAGACCAAGCCGCCCAUGACCAGAUUUGGCGAAACAUUCUUUGAAGGCAAAGACGGCGGGUCCCGCGCUCGGCAUCGUCGCCCUGGUGAUCUGUCGCCGGCGCUCCGCGAGGCCUUGUCAAUUCCGCCACUAGCGCCGCUCCCAUGGCUUAUUGCAAUGCAACGCCAUGGGCCGCCGCCCAGCUAUCCCCACAUGCGCAUCCCGGGCUUGAACGCUCCCAUCCCGGAAGGUGCGCAAUGGGGCUUUCAUCCAGGUGGCUGGGGCCGUCCACCGCUUGAUGAUCAUGGCAACCCCAUUUAUGGUGAUGUGUAUGGCCAAACUAAGACAAGCAGUGACCACACCUUUAUGCAGGACCCGCCUCAGCGUGACUAUUGGGGCGAGCUACCGCCUGAGGAGGAGGACAUGGAGGAGGAGAGCGAGGACGAGGACGAAGAAGACGAAGAGGACGAGGGUGAAGAAGCCAUGGAUGAAGAAGAGGAAGAGGAACCUACCGUGGUGGAGUCUGAGGCGGCCGCUGGCCUGGCGACGCCCUCGGGCAUCCAAACGGUUAUGGCAGGUCUCGAGACGCCUGCGCAUAUCGAACUGCGCAAGCCAACCGCGCCACCACCCAACAGUGAAAAACCAAUGGGCCCGCCCCCGCAACUAUACCACGUCUUGCCAGAGCGCAAGACAAGCACCAGCGGUCAAGGGCUGAUGGGCAGCGACCACUUGUACGAUGUACGCGCAGCACGCGAAUCUGAUUCUACAUAG
This is a messenger RNA of Malassezia sympodialis ATCC 42132, 1512 nucleotides long. RefSeq names its product U2 snRNP complex subunit CUS1 (gene CUS1). The record is from RefSeq and is a predicted model, not a curated record. Gene Ontology annotation, cellular component: nucleus. Lineage: Eukaryota; Fungi; Basidiomycota; Malasseziomycetes; Malasseziales; Malasseziaceae.